UUGACCUUUUGCGGGCCGAGUGCGAUUUGGAGCCGACCGACGAUGUAUCCGCUGCGAGACGACGCCUUUGUGUGCCCGCCACCCAUGCCGUCGCAAGUCGCCCACUACACGCAGCUCGGCGAGACAACGUUUGAUCAGUUCCUCGAGUCAACGCUGACCAAGCCGAGCGCCACGUCGUGGGACCACGUGGCCACGUACGACUCUGUCGCGCUCUACAAGGGCACCGUGCCCAUCAACGCUGACUCGCUUGUUGUGCCCUACCGCGCCGUGACGACAGCCCGCGCCACGAUCGAAGAGAUUGCGCACAUCCACUCGUUCGAGACGCGGGCGCAGUGCGCGCACUUUACAAAGCACUACGCCGAGGACAUUCUCGACAUGUUCACAUUGUACAGUUUUUUGCCGCGGACCAAGCAAGACCCGUUCAAGCAAGUCUACUUGAAGUGGACGGCGUGCGCGAGCCCAAUGGCGGCCGUGAGCAACCGCGACUUUACCUACCUCGAGUGCCAAGAUGCGUUCGAGACACCGGCAGGGCGACGAGGCUGGGCGUUCUGCCAAGUGUCGGUCGACUUGCCGUUUCUCCCGUCGCUCGAGACGUCGGCGUUGGCUCUCGUGCGCGGCCAACUGCUCCGCACCGGCUGCGUCUUUGUCGAGACGGCCACCCCCGGCGUCGUCGACGUCAUUUACCACAUUUGCGCCGACCUCAAGGGCCACAUUCCGCAAUGGACGUACAAGCUCGGCAUGAAGACACGCGCUUUGAGCGUGCUUCACAUUGAGAAGAACGUGACGCGGCUCCGAUUGAGUGCGCAGCAGAUGCGGGCAAAGGCCGCCGCAACGAAGCUGCCGCGGCCAGGCGUCCAUUGCUCGGUGUGCACAAAGCCGUUUCGAUUCCACCGUGUGCAUCACUGCCGGUCCUGCGCCAAAGCCGUGUGCUCCAAGUGCAGCCAAAAGUACAAGCUGCCGUCGAUGGACGACCUGGUCCGCGUCUGUGUCCGCUGCUCUGAGGCCGUGCGGUACGGCCCGGCGUCCGACCUCGUGGUGAGUGGGUACGGUACGCCUCGCUCGGAUGCAUCGUCCGAGCCGUGGUGGACGACCGAGCUCAUGACACCACCGCCAAUGACCCCCGUGGCGACGCCCAAAGCGAGCCCCAAGGUGGACCUUUCGUAUUUAUCCACGUUUGGGCCAAAGUAGUUAAGGCGUAGAAAGAAGUAUUAGAUAGUCGAUUAGAUAGAACGUGCAGGCGCAACA
Messenger RNA from Saprolegnia diclina VS20, 1245 nucleotides. RefSeq lists its product as hypothetical. Gene Ontology annotation, molecular function: metal ion binding; lipid binding. Lineage: Eukaryota; Oomycota; Saprolegniomycetes; Saprolegniales; Saprolegniaceae. The record is from RefSeq and is a predicted model, not a curated record. The transcript is spliced from 3 exons. Bases 43 to 1188 code for a protein of 381 amino acids.